UCGAGAGAAUGAUAAAGAUCGGCCAAGAGCAUUUAGCACAUCGUUUCAUUUUUUCGUAUUGUUUUCCUUUUUUUCUUCUUAUUUUCAUAUCAAGGAAGACCAUCAUGUAUCCAUUUAGACAGGUAGAAUAUACAUAUGCUUUUAGGCAAAUAUUAAAGCAUGAAAAAGGGAAUUCCACCAUACAAUAACAAUAGUCCAUAUCAACAACCCAUAUCGCCACAACAACAGCAGUUUCAACAUCCAUACCAUCAGAAUAGCUUACCAAACAUCAAUACGCCAUAUCAAAACCCCCAGCCAUUAUCGUACCAUAGUAAUACACCAUUACAGAGAAGCAAUACUUUUUGUGAGUAUACUGACAAAAGAUCUCGGGUAUUCAUUCUACAUUCACAGCCACACCAAUGGCAAAUAGACGGGAGCAAUAUUUAUGGGACUUAUUUCAAAGAGUGGAUGUUGAUCACUCAGGAUCCAUAUCUGUUCAUGAACUUCAACAGGCUUUAGUGAAUGGGGAUUGGAGUCCCUUUAAUAUCGAGACAGUGCGUAUGAUGGUCAGUAUAUUUGAUACAGACAACAAUGGUACAAUUGAUUUCCGAGAAUUCAGAGGCCUUUGGAAAUACGUGGAAGACUGGAGUCAUUGCUUCAAAAAAUUUGACCAUGAUAAUUCAGGAAGUAUCGAUUGUUAUGAGAUGAGUCAUGCAUUAAGAACAUUUGGUUACAAUGUCAGUGAUAGAUUUGUGAGAACACUAAUACAGACAUUUGACAAAUAUGGGAAUGGAACUGUUACAUUUGAUAAUUUUGUUCAAGCGUGUGUGACCUUGUCAACGCUAACAAAAUCAUUCAGAGCAAGAGAUUAUGAAGGACGAGGCUCUAUCAUCAUUAGUUAUGAAGAUUUCUUGACACUAGUGAUCAGUAGUAGGCCAGAUAUGAAAGGAAGCUAAUAAAAUUACUUGGCAUGUAGGAAAAUAGGCAGUUGAAUGAAAAUGAGGCUUUCUUGAAGCGGAUAAUCUUUGUUACGGCUUAUGUUUUAUGCAUGUAAAUAAAUGAUAUCAUUUGAAC
Gilbertella persicaria is the source of this 1053-nucleotide messenger RNA. Its product is annotated as apoptosis-linked protein 2. Gene Ontology annotation, molecular function: calcium ion binding. Bases 399 to 935 code for a protein of 178 amino acids. Lineage: Eukaryota; Fungi; Mucoromycota; Mucoromycetes; Mucorales; Choanephoraceae. The transcript has 5 exons. The record is from RefSeq and is a predicted model, not a curated record.